GCGGACCGGCAGGCGGCGGACCGGCAGGCGGAGGACCGCGGCCCCAGGCUGCUGUGAAAGGCCCUGCCUCUGCUGUGAAGUAACAGUUUGUGGUCAGACAAGUCCAGAACCAAGACCUUGUCAUCACAGGAACGUGGAGCCCGGCAGUGGGACCAGCUCCAUCCGGUCGAGAUGGUGGACACAGAGAGCCCGAUCGGUCCCCUCUCCCCCCUCGAGGCUGAUGAUCUGGAAAGCCCACUCUCUGAAGAAUUCCUACAAGAAAUGGGAACCAUUCAAGAUAUUUCUCAGUCCAUUGGUGAGGACAGUUCUGGAAGCUUUAGUUUUACAGAAUACCAGUAUUUAGGAAGUGGUCCAGGAUCAGAUGGCUCCGUUAUUACAGACACCCUCUCACCAGCCUCGAGUCCCUCGUCCAUCUCUUACCCUGUGGUUCCUGGCAGCGCCGAGGAAUCGUCCAGUGUAGCACUGAACAUCGAGUGUAGAAUCUGUGGGGACAAAGCCUCGGGCUACCAUUACGGAGUUCACGCAUGUGAAGGCUGCAAGGGUUUCUUUCGGAGAACUAUUCGGCUAAAGCUGGCAUAUGACACAUGUGACCGUAGCUGCAAGAUUCAGAAAAAGAACCGGAAUAAGUGCCAGUAUUGUCGUUUUCACAAGUGCCUUUCAGUUGGGAUGUCCCAUAAUGCGAUUCGUUUUGGACGAAUGCCAAGAUCGGAAAAAGCAAAAUUGAAAGCAGAAAUCCUUACAUGUGAACAUGACCUAGAAAAAAAUUCUGAAACCGCAGAUCUCAAAUCUCUCGCUAAGAGGAUUUACGAGGCCUACUUGAAGAACUUCAACAUGAACAAGGUUAAGGCCCGGGUCAUCCUCGCGGGAAAGGCCAGCAACAAUCCGCCUUUUGUCAUACACGACAUGGAGACGUUAUGUAUGGCCGAGAAGACUCUCGUGGCCAAGUUGGUGGCCAACGGCAUCCAGAACAAGGAGGCAGAGGUCCGCAUCUUCCACUGCUGCCAGUGCACGUCUGUGGAGACGGUCACGGAGCUCACGGAAUUCGCCAAGUCCAUCCCGGGGUUCGCAAACUUGGACUUGAACGACCAAGUCACUUUGCUGAAAUACGGAGUUUACGAGGCCAUAUUUGCAAUGCUGUCUUCUGUGAUGAAUAAAGACGGGAUGCUGGUAGCAUAUGGAAAUGGUUUUAUAACUCGUGAAUUUCUAAAAAGCCUAAGAAAACCAUUUUGUGAUAUCAUGGAGCCCAAGUUCGAUUUUGCAAUGAAGUUUAAUGCACUGGAGCUGGACGACAGUGAUAUUUCCCUUUUUGUGGCUGCUAUAAUUUGUUGUGGAGAUCGGCCCGGCCUUCUAAACGUGGGACACAUUGAAAAAAUGCAGGAGGGUAUCGUGCACGUGCUCAAACUUCACUUACAGAGCAACCAUCCCGACGACGUCUUUCUCUUCCCAAAACUCCUGCAAAAGAUGGCAGAUCUGCGGCAGCUGGUCACGGAGCAUGCGCAACUGGUGCAGGUGAUCAAGAAGACAGAGUCCGACGCCGCCCUGCACCCGCUGCUGCAGGAAAUUUACAGGGAUAUGUACUGAAUUCUUGGAAAUGCACACAAAAAAAGAAACUUUUCAAGCGUUUUUAAAGGCGACAGCACUACAAGUGAGAGAUGGGAGCAACGCAACUUUGCACAAAUGUCACCAUUUGAACCUGGGACAAAGGAAAGUAUAAGCUCUAGGUAACCGGAAUCCUGUUCCAUGUUUCUUUCUUUUUUUAACCACUGCUUCAAGAAAUGCUGGUGAUAAACAGCUAUUAGUCAGGACUUGGAAAAUUACGGAGAAUGGUGUUCAGUGGUCUGAUUUAAUGCACCCGAUGUGAAUCAAUGCAGAUUUCUUUGUCACCUUAGGAAUUUACUGGUGAAUUAACCUCAAAAUACGUGGUCUGUCUUCCCUUUGCACCACGUUUUGACUGUUGUGCUCCUUUAUAAUUUUGAAAACUAAUCAGCACUUUUUAAUUUUUAUAAUCCUGUAAACCUAGAUGUCUCCAAAGGUUAGGUAUUUAAAAAGUUUCCUGAAUUUGAAGAAAGACAACAUGCCGGUUUUGAAUCGUAGGAUUUAGAAUGUCAAAGAAUGAUUCGAUAAGCUAUCAAAAUGCAGCAAUUGUUUUGUUUCAGUUCGCUGUUUUCAUGGUGUAACUAAUAUGUGAAAAAGCCUGUUCCCAGGUUUGUGUAGAAGAUCCCGGAAAGCCACGUCUCACGGGCCCUCUGGACUCGAUCCUCCGCCUGUUUAAAGCUAGCGUCUGUGGUCAGCAGGAACAAGACAGACUCUGAAGCAUGUCAGCUUCCCAUUCCUCUCACCUCCAUUUCCGAUCAAAUCUGAACCAACUGACUCAGGCUGUUUGGGGGCCACGGUCACGUCUCCAGGGGCAAAGUGACAAGUUAUCUGUAAAUCUUGCGCUGGGCCCCGUCUGUCAAGGCAGCUCCUUGGUCUUUUUCUGUGUUGCUUUUUUAAACAUGCGGCUUAAUCUGUAUAACU
This is a messenger RNA of Lagenorhynchus albirostris (white-beaked dolphin), 2517 nucleotides long. It is a transcript of the gene PPARA, whose product is annotated as peroxisome proliferator activated receptor alpha. Bases 172 to 1581 code for a protein of 469 amino acids. NCBI's taxonomy places the organism in Eukaryota, Metazoa, Chordata, Mammalia, Artiodactyla, Delphinidae. Gene Ontology annotation, cellular component: nucleus. Gene Ontology annotation, biological process: regulation of lipid metabolic process; positive regulation of transcription by RNA polymerase II; hormone-mediated signaling pathway. Gene Ontology annotation, molecular function: nuclear receptor activity; RNA polymerase II cis-regulatory region sequence-specific DNA binding; zinc ion binding. The transcript has 8 exons. The record is from RefSeq and is a predicted model, not a curated record.